Lingula anatina is the source of this 1243-nucleotide messenger RNA. RefSeq names its product serine/threonine/tyrosine-interacting-like protein 1. The record is from RefSeq and is a predicted model, not a curated record. Gene Ontology annotation, molecular function: protein phosphatase binding; pseudophosphatase activity; protein phosphatase inhibitor activity. NCBI's taxonomy places the organism in Eukaryota, Metazoa, Brachiopoda, Lingulata, Lingulida, Lingulidae. Gene Ontology annotation, biological process: protein dephosphorylation; negative regulation of cytoplasmic stress granule assembly; positive regulation of intrinsic apoptotic signaling pathway. Gene Ontology annotation, cellular component: mitochondrion.
UUAAUAUAACGAUGGCAGGAAUAGUGCUCCUAGAGGCGACUGAUCUUUACAAUUUAUUAAAUGCAGCGACUAUAUAUCCAUGUUUAAGCGACCCGAAUUAUAUGAUGCUUCUUGAUGCUAGAAAGAAGCAUGAAUACAAUGAGAGUCAUGUGGUAACCUCCAAAAAAGCUCCCAAGAAUGAAAAUGGGGACUUCACAGUGCCAUAUGGAGCUGAACUUGAGUGCAAACAGCAUGUGGUGGUAUAUGAUGGCAACACAGACAGCUUAAAAGAUACAGAAAGCCCUGCAUAUCAGUGUGCAAGUGUGAUGGCUGAAACAAGUAGGAAUCCUGUAAACAUACUUAAAGGAGGUUAUGAAGAUUUUUCAGCACUAUAUCCAUUUCUCAGGACACAGAAGAUAAUUUUCAUGCCCCAGGAAAUGGAUAAUUUGAAAACGUAUCCCAUUGAGGUUAUUCCAGGUUUCCUAUACAUGGGAAAUAUGAGACAAGGCAAUGCAGCUUAUAUACAGAAAGAUCUCAAGGUCAAGGGUCACAUCAACUGCUGUGUUGAACCUGGAGAGAUUUUCAAGGAACAAGGCCCGCAACUCUUACAUAUUCCUGUUGAGGACAAUGAAGAGGCAGAUAUGUAUUCACAGUUUAAGGAAGCAUGUACUUUUCUUGACGAGCACAGAAAUGGGAAUCGUGUUGUUCUUGUGUAUUCUGCCAGAGGAAUCAGCAGAAGUGCUUGCAUUGUGAUGGCAUACCUAAUGCACCACAAUAAAUGGACACUUAAGGAAGCCUACCAGCAUGCACUACGGUGUAGUCCUACAGUGCGACCUAACAGGGGGUUUGUAGAACAGCUAGCAAAGUGGGAAGAAGAAGUGUUAGGCCAAAAGACUACGGAUAUUAGUGAUCCUAAUUUCUAAUAGACGAAUUCUCAUGAGGCAAAUGUUAGCAAGCACUGCUAUAUAUAUAUGCUGAGAAAGUAAAAUCAUUAAAAUUUUUAUGUCAAACUUCUUCAGUUGCAUAUCAUGGAAUACAGUCCUGAAGUUUGAGACAUCUGAGGAGUUGGAAAGCAAGUGAUAAAACAGCAAGAAAAUUGUUGGAUUACACAGUGCUCUUCUCGGAUAAGAGUCUAUAAUGCAAGAACUUGGGAGAGGUUGCAUCAGGGCUACUAAGUACUUACAGCAUGUUGACAUGCACAAACUGUUUAUUUUUGAUUAAUAUAAAUUUUGUACAUUUUGUAAAUAUUUUCUUUUAAUCACAU